Molecule: messenger RNA, 2174 nt
Organism: Phaethon lepturus (White-tailed tropicbird)
Lineage: Eukaryota; Metazoa; Chordata; Aves; Phaethontiformes; Phaethontidae
Gene: DDX5
Product: DEAD (Asp-Glu-Ala-Asp) box helicase 5
Exons: 13
Coding region: 1-1785 (594 amino acids)
Biological process (GO): alternative mRNA splicing, via spliceosome
Cellular component (GO): ribonucleoprotein complex; nucleus; cytoplasm
Molecular function (GO): ATP binding; RNA helicase activity; RNA binding
Source: RefSeq, a predicted model, not a curated record
AUGCGGUUUGGAGCCCCCCGUUUUGGAGGAAGUAGAGGGGGACCUCUCUCUGGGAAGAAAUUUGGAAACCCUGGGGAAAAACUUACAAAAAAGAAAUGGAAUUUAGAUGAGCUGCCCAAAUUUGAGAAGAACUUCUAUCAAGAACAUCCUGAUGUAGUUAGACGUACUGUGCAAGAAGUUGAACAGUACAGAUCAAGCAAAGAAGUCACAGUUAGGGGCCAUAACUGUCCAAAACCAAUUAUAAACUUUUAUGAAGCUAACUUUCCUGCAAACGUUAUGGAAGUAAUUCAGAGGCAGAACUUCACUGAACCAACUGCUAUUCAAGCACAAGGUUGGCCUGUUGCACUGAGUGGAUUGGAUAUGGUUGGAGUGGCACAGACUGGAUCAGGGAAAACACUGUCUUAUUUGUUGCCUGCUAUUGUGCAUAUAAAUCAUCAGCCAUUCCUGGAGCGAGGAGAUGGACCUAUUUGUCUUGUGCUGGCACCAACUCGUGAACUGGCUCAACAAGUGCAGCAGGUAGCUGCUGAAUAUAGCAGAGCAUGCCGUUUGAAGUCUACAUGUAUUUAUGGAGGUGCUCCAAAGGGACCACAAAUUCGUGACUUGGAAAGAGGUGUGGAAAUCUGUAUUGCAACACCUGGAAGACUUAUAGACUUCUUAGAAGCUGGGAAGACCAAUCUCAGGAGGUGUACUUACCUUGUUCUUGAUGAAGCUGACAGGAUGCUUGACAUGGGAUUUGAACCUCAGAUCAGAAAAAUUGUGGAUCAGAUAAGACCUGACAGGCAGACUCUGAUGUGGAGUGCCACAUGGCCAAAGGAAGUAAGGCAGCUGGCUGAAGACUUUUUGAAAGAAUAUGUACACAUCAACAUUGGUGCGUUAGAACUAAGCGCGAACCACAACAUUCUUCAGAUUGUGGAUGUGUGUCAUGAUGUGGAGAAAGAUGACAAGCUUAUUCGUUUGAUGGAAGAAAUAAUGAGUGAGAAGGAAAAUAAAACAAUUGUGUUUGUGGAAACCAAAAGACGGUGUGAUGAUCUUACCAGGAAAAUGAGGAGAGAUGGGUGGCCAGCAAUGGGUAUUCAUGGUGAUAAAAGCCAGCAGGAGAGGGACUGGGUUCUAAAUGAAUUCAAACAUGGAAAAGCACCAAUCCUGAUUGCUACAGAUGUUGCAUCCAGAGGUCUAGAUGUGGAAGAUGUGAAAUUUGUCAUCAAUUAUGACUACCCUAACUCCUCAGAGGACUAUAUCCACCGAAUUGGACGAACUGCCCGCAGUACCAAAACAGGCACAGCAUACACAUUCUUUACUCCUAACAAUAUUAAGCAAGUAAAUGACCUCAUCUCUGUGCUUCGGGAGGCUAAUCAAGCCAUCAACCCCAAAUUGCUUCAGUUGAUUGAAGACAGAGGUUCAGGUCGUUCCCGAGGUGACCGACGUGACAGAUACUCUGCGGGCAAAAGGGGUGGAUUUAGUAGUUUUAGAGAGAGGGAGAACUUUGAGAGAAACUAUGGUGCACUAGGAAAGAGAGACUUUGGAGCAAAAACUCAAAAUGGGGCCUACAGUGCCCAAAGUUUCAGUAAUGGAACUCCUUUUGGAAAUGGCUUUGCAGCUGCAGGCAUGCAAGCUGGCUUCAGGGCUGGUAACCCUGCGGGAGCUUACCAGAAUGGCUAUGAACAGCAGUAUGGGAGUAAUAUUGCAAAUAUGCACAAUGGCAUGAACCAACAGCAGUAUGCAUAUCCUGCCACUGGUGCUGCUCCUAUGAUAGGUUACCCAAUGCCAACAAGUUAUUCUCAAUAACUUAGUGUAUUUAAAUGUCUCAGUUUUUUUUCAUAAUUGCUCUUUAUAUUGUGUGUUAUCAAAACAGGAUAGUUAUUUAAGAAAUGGGAAAAGCAGAAAUGACUGCAGUGCAGCAGUAAUUAUGGUGCACUUUUUCGCUAUUUAAGUUGACUAUUUCUCUACAUUCCUGAAACAAUUUUUAGUUUUUUGUACUAGAAAAUGCAGACAGUGUUUUCAAAGUAAAUGUACAGUGAUUUGAAAUACAGUAACAGAAGGCAGUGCAUGGCCUUCCAAUAAAGAUAUUUGAAGACCGAAUUUUCUUUCAGAUGGCAAUUUUCUCAACAUGUGCACAACUUUACAUUAAUGGAAUGUCAAAUGUUUUUAUAUUAAAUUCUAGAAAGGUUUCUCAA